This is a messenger RNA of Pantherophis guttatus, 959 nucleotides long. NCBI's taxonomy places the organism in Eukaryota, Metazoa, Chordata, Lepidosauria, Squamata, Colubridae. The record is from RefSeq and is a predicted model, not a curated record.
UUUAAAACCAUAUCUCAUCAGAGUAAAAUUGAUCUUCCAAGCAAGCUGUUUGAAAGAGGAAGAAACACUUUUGGACUUUUAUUCAUGUAGACUGAGUUUAAACAUGACUGAAGAAAAUAUAUUCUAUACCCCUGGAAAAGAAUAUUCCAUAUGGUCAUCUUACAUUUUGGAAGAAUGUGCAGGCUUUAUGGUAUAUCCCAUAACAGUGUUAGCGAUAUUGAUACUAUUAUAUUAUCCACUUAUUUUUGCAUUUUCCUGCUUCUAUGCCACUAGUCUAGUACUUCAUGUGUGGAAAAAAAUUGGUAAUUUGCCAGAAGAUACCAGUAGCAAACAAUGGGAUAUGCCAAGGAAAAUAUACGCACUGGUGACAGAUUUGUUUGGAAAGAUACUGCACAGUUAUGAGAUUUCUGGACUAGAAAAUUUACCCGAAGGACCAGCGAUUCUUGUAUAUUAUCAUGGAGCCUUUCCAAUUGACUAUCACUGUUUUGUAAUAAGGUUGUAUAGACUCACUGGGAGAUUCUGCUAUUCCGUGGUAGACCAUGUUAUCUCGCUUUUACCAGGUAAAAAAUUACUAUGUUUAGGGUUUUUUAAAUCUUUUUUUUUCUUUUUUUUCUCCCAUUCCAUCCCACCUCAUGCCACUCCACUGCUCCAACAGACUCAAAGGGCAAUAGAAGAUUUACGGGACAAACACCAGAAAAUCCCAGGAAGCAUACUGUAUGCUUUUAAGCAACGCUUUGAAGCACAUAACAAAGAUAAAUAGUGAUAUAACAUCAACAAUCUCUGUGGAUAAUAUAUGUAUAUAUGUAACUAAUAUAUGUGUAUAUGUAGUGCAUGCGUUCCAUCAGGCACUUUCUGAAAACAAAAUGUUGGGGAAAGAUUGAGAUGGGAUGAAAACAUUUAUUUCUUCAAUGUGUUUAAAUCUUCAACACCAGAUUAAAUUGCAUUCUAAAAUACCAAAA